UGGCCAUUACGCGCGUGCACAACGACAACAACAAAGUACGCCUAGUCGACGUAGACUCGUGUAAACCACACGUGUCUCGACACUUUUGUCGCAAUCUGCCGAAGGCGAGUCCCAUUCAGCAUGGCAAGCACUGAGGUUAGCGGGGAGUUGCCGUAUGAUCCCAACGACACGGUGAAUUCAUCUGUGGUGUCUGGAGAUGUAGCAUUGCCUGAUGAUGGCGAGGUACUCUCCCCAGACAACAGUGUUCUAGCCAAUGGUGAUGUGUCUACCGUUGGGGAGGAAGCAGCGGAAGCAUCUGAAACAGAGCAGGGUGACGAAGCAGCAACUAACGACGUAGCUGAUGUGGAAGACGUCCAACCACUUCUGCCAAAAACAAUCUACAAAGAAGGUGAGCUGGCACCGGCCGACAAUGUGUGGACGUGUAAAGCCGAUGGCGCCAUCAAAACACGCGUCAGUGACAAGAACAAAGACAUACCCGUGGAGACCAUUCAUGUCGCGUUGAUGAGGGCUGUCAAGAACUAUCCAAAUUGCACUGCGCUGGCGAUCAAACGAAACGGGGAAUGGGUGAAGUGGUCCUACUCUGAGUACUACAGGGAUGUACGAAGUGUUGCCAAGUCGUUUCUUAAGCUUGGUUUGGAGCGUUACCAUGGAGUUGGUAUCAUUGGCUUCAAUUCGCCAGAGUGGUACAUCAGUGACAUUGGUGCAAUGUUUGCAGGUGGCUUCGGUACCGGCAUCUACACGACCAAUUCUGCUGAGGCAUGCCAGUAUGUAGCUGACAACUGCCAAGCUAACAUCAUAGUGGUUGAGAACAAGACCCAUCUCAACAAGAUCUUGAAAGUCUGGGACAAGCUCCCCCACCUCAAGGCUGUGGUGCAGUACACCGGCCAACUGGAAGAGAAAACUGACAAUGUUUACACCUGGUCAGAGUUCAUGGAGAUCGGCAAGGAUGUACCGGACUCGGAUCUGGAUGACAUCAUCAACUCCCAGGCCCCCAAUCACUGCUGUUCACUCAUCUACACCUCGGGGACCACCGGUAACCCUAAAGGGGUUAUGAUUAGCCAUGACGGGUUUCUAUGGCAAGCUAAGGGGUGUGCAAAGGCCGCCCAUCUGAAGCAAGGUUGUGAGAUUGUCGUCAGUUAUCUACCCCUCAGCCACGUCGCGGCUCAACUCUUUGACAUCUACAUACCUCUGGUUACAAGCGGAGCCGUCUACUUUGCCCAGCCUGAUGCACUCAAGGGAACGUUAGUCAACACACUCAAAGAAGUCCGCCCCACAGGGUUCAUCGGUGUGCCCAGAGUCUGGGAGAAGAUUCAGGAAAAGCUCAAAGCCGUCAGCGCCAACAAUUCCAACUUCAGGAAGAAGAUCGCGGACUGGGCCAAGGACAUAGGGCUGAGAGGAAACAUCGCUCUGGAGAAACGCGCAUUGGAGUACAAUCAGAUGAGCUGGUGGCAAUAUAUCUGGGGUGCUAUCAGUCAACCAGUGCCGUGGGGAUGGACGUUGGCCAAUAUGAUUGUCUUCAAAAAAGUUCGUCAGGCUCUGGGAUUGGAUCGUUGCUUCUUAACCUUCUCAGCUGGUGCCCCGAUCGCUACCGACACUCUCAACUACUUUCUGAGUCUUAAUAUACCCAUCUAUGACAUCUACGGAAUGAGUGAAAGCUCAGGGCCGCAUACGAUAUCCGUCCCUGACUGCUACAAGAUGGGAAGUGCUGGUCAGUGUCUGAAAGGAGCUGAGACUAAGAUACAUGAGCCUGAUCAGGAGGGCAUCGGAGAGGUGUGCUACAAUGGACGUCAUGUGUUCAUGGGCUACCUGAACAUGGAAGAGAAGACUAGAGAAACUAUAGAUGAAGAAGGCUGGCUUCACUCUGGUGAUCUGGGGUACGUGGACGACAAGGGAUUCUUGUACAUCACUGGAAGAAUUAAAGAGCUGAUCAUUACGGCCGGCGGGGAGAACGUCCCACCGGUACCCAUUGAGGACACCAUCCUAAAUGAGACACCCAUACUUAAUAACUGCAUGCUGAUCGGGGACCGACGCAAAUUCCUGUCCAUUAUUGUCACAUUCAAGGUCAUGAUCGAUGAAGAAACUCAGGAGCCAACGGAGGCACUGAACGCCGAGGCCCUGUCCAUCUGCGCCAAGCUGGGCAGCCAGGCCAAGACGGUCAGCGAAGCCAUGGAAGACGAGAAGGUACAACAGAGCAUACAGAAAGGAAUAGAUGCCUACAACAAGCAGGCCUCCUCACGGGCGCAGAUGGUGCAGAAAUUUAAGGUUGUCGAGAAAGACUUUACUGUCGCAGGAGGCGAGCUUGGUCCAACACUGAAGCUGAAACGGCCAGUUGUCACAAAGCAAUACGCCGAGUUGAUAGACUCGAUAUACGAAUAAAAAUCGCUCCGUGUGUUUUUGCCGGUAUUAUAGACUACAAUGUAUAUCGCAAGUUACUCCCUAGUACACUGAUCCAUUAAGCCCAGCCCACCCCACACAUGGGCAACAACAUGUGCGCCUCUACAAUGCCAAACUGCACGUUCCAUGCGCGUACAUCCUGGGCAAGUGCACACAUGUUGGACAUCUGCACGCGUAUGGUAGACAUCAAAUUGCGGCUUUGAUUGAUCAGAACAUCCUGGGCGGAACUUAGUGGAUCCGUAUAUUCACGCGGUGGCUGAAAAAAAUGUUUGCAUGAGAAACAGGAUUUGAUGUUGAUCAGGCA
Messenger RNA from Patiria miniata (bat star), 2698 nucleotides. RefSeq names its product long-chain-fatty-acid--CoA ligase ACSBG2-like. Gene Ontology annotation, molecular function: long-chain fatty acid-CoA ligase activity. The record is from RefSeq and is a predicted model, not a curated record. The transcript is spliced from 17 exons. Lineage: Eukaryota; Metazoa; Echinodermata; Asteroidea; Valvatida; Asterinidae. Gene Ontology annotation, cellular component: endoplasmic reticulum; membrane. The coding region runs from base 121 to 2376 and encodes 751 amino acids.